Messenger RNA from Brenthis ino (lesser marbled fritillary), 1536 nucleotides. The record is from the annotation of a GenBank genome assembly. Lineage: Eukaryota; Metazoa; Arthropoda; Insecta; Lepidoptera; Nymphalidae.
AUGGCGCGCUACGCUCAUCACAUUUUUAAAGUGCAUAUCGCAGAUGGAUUUUCAAAUGACUGUGAUGAACUUAUUCAUAAGUGCUUACAGCUACGGACUUUAGACUACCAGACGUUUUGCAAUUUUUGGAAAGACUUCAACUUUGGCAUGAUUUAUAUGGGAAGAACUUCAGGUGCAGAAAUUGCUGAAUUAACUGAAGAAGUUAUACACAUUGCUAAACACUAUAUGGUUAAAGAUACUAGUAAUAUAGAGGAAUCAAUAGCAGGCCUCUUCUUAGUAUAUGGUCUAAUAAAGCUACAGCCAUACCCAGGCUUUGCCUGUCUUCGUAUAGUUCCAGAUGACUUGCAAGCAAUUAAUAGGAUAGAAGUUGUGGCUCGUAGGGACAGAAGAUUGGAUGUUUUAUAUAUACUGGGAGAGUUAUUGUCAUCAUGCAGUCAGUAUCAUGCGGCAGAGAGGGAGAGGGGUUUGGAAGCAGUGCUUCGAAAGUAUUUGGAAGGUUACACAAGCAUAGACAAGCUAGGGGUGCGCCCAAAAGGAGUGUUCUUUAGACAAAACGAAGAGCUGGAUAUUAUAAGGGACUUGGGUUCAGUUACCAGACAGUAUGCAAGGGCUAAAAAGUCACUUAUAGGUGAUGCCGUAUCAGAUCCCAGUCUUCAGUACAUUAACGAGAAUCUACCAAAUGAAUUGAACGCCUCACUGAGGAAAGUGAUCAAUGGAAUAGUUGAAAUUGAUGCAGACAGCGAUGACGAUGAUGAAGACGAUGACGACCACUACAGCAACGUGCAAGCCAUCAAGAGCAAAGCCAUGACGAACACCGUAAAUCCUAUGAAGCACUUGCAAGGUGUCAGCGAUAGGGAUGCAGCAAAUCCUGUCCUAAAAAGCAAACCCGAAUUAAAAUCACCAACUGGCAAAAUAAAAACUGUCAGUCCCACCAAGCCUGUCACGACGUCACCAAAAAAACGAAAAGCACCCUUAAAACGGGGUAAAGCUAAAAAAGCUAGAAGGAAAAGCAAAGAAAAAUCUGAAACAAACAUUUCGAAUGAAAAUAUUGAAUUAAAUCUUGAAGAAUUCAAAAAAGUAAGUGCUAAUAAUGAAGCAGAUGGACAAUGUGUUAGUGUAGAGAUAGAAAUAGAAGCAAUACCUCCAACUAAAGCGUUGGAAAAUAAUGGAGAUGCGAUUGAAAUCGAAGUCAUUGAUAAUAAAAUGCCUGAGGCUAGUAAUAAUAGUACUAAAGACAACAGUGAUAAUAAAACUGAAAGUGAUGAAUCAUAUGAUGACGAAACUGAAGACGAUGAAUGUGUUAAUGAAAGCGGAGUUGAUGAAGUUCGUGCAGGUGAUGAAGUUCGCGAAAUGGCCAAUGUUCAAACUAAAAUGUCAAUGGAUUUGACAAGACCAAGCAAGAGAACUCGUAGAGAUAUACCAAUAAUUAUAGAACCGAUAGUAAGGAAGAAAGAGAAGCAAGACUGUAAGAGGAACAAAAUAAAAUCGAAGUUUCGCAAAUGGGGCAUACUUCCCAUUGCUAAUUUUAAAGAAAAA